UUCUUGGAAAAAUCGCCAGAAGAAUAUGGAGAAGCAAGAAGCAGAGCUCAUCUUCAUCCCAUUUCCAAUCCCCGGACACAUGCUUGCCACAAUCGAACUCGCGAAACGUCUCAUCAGUCAUAAACCUCGUCGGAUACAUACCAUCACCAUCCUCCAUUGGAGCUUACCUUUUCUUCCUCAAUCUGACACUAUCUCCUUCCUCAAAUCCCUAAUCCAAACAGAGUCUCGUAUCCGUCUCGUUACCUUACCCAACGUCCCAAACCCUCCACCAAUGGAACUCUUUGUGAAAGCUUCAGAAUCUUACAUUCUUGAAUUCGUCAAGAAAAUGAUUCCUUUGGUUAAAGAAGCUCUCUCCACUGUCUUGUCUUCUCGUGAUGAAUCGGAUUCAGUUCGUGUCGCUGGAUUAGUUCUUGAUUUCUUCUGUGUCCCUUUGAUUGAUGUUGGAAACGAGUUUAAUCUCCCUUCUUACAUUUUCUUGACUUGUAGCGCAAGUUUCUUGGGUCUGAUGAAGUAUCUCCCAGAGAGACACCGUAAAAUCAAACCGGAAUUUAACCGGAGCUCUGGCGAGGAAACAAUUCCGGUUCCUGGUUUUGUUAACUCCGUUCCGGUUAAGGUUUUGCCACCGGGUCUGUUCAUGAGAGAGUCUUACGAAGCUUGGGUCGAAAUGGCGGAGAGGUUCCCUGAAGCCAAGGGUAUUUUGGUAAAUUCAUUCGAAUCUCUCGAACGUAACGCUUUUGAUUAUUUCGAUCAUCGUCCGGAUAAUUACCCACCCGUUUACCCAAUCGGGCCAAUUCUAUGCUCCAACGAUCGUCCGAAUUUGGAUUUAUCGGAACGAGAUCGGAUCUUGAGAUGGCUCGAUGACCAACCCGAGUCAUCUGUUGUGUUCCUCUGCUUCGGAAGCUUGAAGAGUCUCGCUGCUUCUCAGAUUAAAGAGAUCGCUCAAGCCAUUGAGCUCGUCGGAUUCAGAUUCCUCUGGUCGAUUCGAACAGAUCCGAAGGAGUACCCGAACCCGUACGAGAUUUUACCAGACGGGUUUAUGAACCGGGUCAUGGGUUUGGGUCUUGUUUGUGGUUGGGCUCCUCAAGUGGAAAUUCUGGCCCAUAAAGCAAUCGGAGGGUUCGUGUCACACUGCGGUUGGAACUCGAUAUUGGAGAGUUUGCGUUUCGGCGUUCCAAUUGCCACGUGGCCAAUGUACGCGGAACAACAACUAAACGCGUUCACGAUUGUGAAGGAGCUUGGUUUGGCGUUGGAGAUGCGGUUGGAUUACGUGUGGGCUCAUGGAGAAAUCGUGAAAGCUGAUGAAAUCGCAGGAGCCGUACGAUCUUUAAUGGACGGUGAGGAUGUGCGCAGGAGAAAACUGAAGGAGAUUGCGGAGGCGGCAAAAGAGGCUGUGAUGGACGGUGGAUCUUCGUUUGUUGCGGUUAAACGAUUCAUAGAUGGGCUUUGACCGGUGAUGGUUUUUAAGUUUUAACACCAUAUAAUUUAAGCUAGCUCUGAGUCUCGAGAGUCGAGUGUUAUUAACUUUGACAUGUCUUCACCAAAAUCUUCAUAUCUUCUAAUUAGCCGCGGUCCAAUCAUUUGAUUGGCUAUGCGCUUUAUCAUAUCUUCCUAUAUGUAUGAUUAAAUCUCUAAUUUCCUA
Molecule: messenger RNA, 1639 nt
Organism: Arabidopsis arenosa
Lineage: Eukaryota; Viridiplantae; Streptophyta; Magnoliopsida; Brassicales; Brassicaceae
Source: the annotation of a GenBank genome assembly